Messenger RNA from Exophiala xenobiotica, 1755 nucleotides. RefSeq lists its product as uncharacterized. Bases 215 to 1639 code for a protein of 474 amino acids. The transcript has 3 exons. Lineage: Eukaryota; Fungi; Ascomycota; Eurotiomycetes; Chaetothyriales; Herpotrichiellaceae. The record is from RefSeq and is a predicted model, not a curated record. Gene Ontology annotation, molecular function: oxidoreductase activity; FMN binding.
GUCAGUAUCUUGGAAUACUGGCCUUGCUCUCCAUUAUUGAUACAGUCAUGCAGCGGCCGCUUUAUUUAGAUUGCAGUUGUAUUUGCCGUGCUAGCUGCCUUUCGAAAACGAGUCUUUGAUCUAUCAAGCCCGCAUUUCUUUCUGUUUCAGGUCUCUCGACUUGUUCGUGUUCUUCGAGGUCAAAACUCUAUAUCAUAACCUUAUUUCUGCAAGAAUGGAAUACGACACAUCGACCCUCAAAGACCCUCCCAUUGCAGCGGGACACACAACCGAAAAGGCCAAUGCUGGAUCAGCCAGGGGCUACCUUCGAGCGGAGUCUGAACAGGCCGAUGUCUCUGUUCUCAAGGAACCAAUUACUUUUUCUUUCUCUGGCCGGACAGCGAAGAAUCGAAUGUUAAAGGCGCCAAUGACCGAGAGACUAUGCCACUGGAACAAAGAGGGAGAAGACAUUUCUGCUCGAGGUGUACCCAGCCCUGAAUAUGUGAAUCUAUAUCGCCGAUGGGGAGAAGGUGAAAUAGGCAUCAUAGUGAGCGGCAAUACAAUGGUUCAUUAUGAUGCCGUCGAAGCUUAUGGAAACCCCAUCCUGGUUGAUGAUCAUGAUGGCCGAAUUGCCAAGUUCAAGGAAGUAACCGACGCUGCCAAAGCGCAUGGCUCGCUCAUCGUCGCUCAACUGUCCCAUCCCGGAAGGCAAGGUAACAAGUAUCUCAACCCUAACCCGGUCAGCGCUAGCGAUGUCCAUUUGGCCAUCAAGUGGGCGGGCAAUGAGUUCGCGAAGCCCAGGCCCAUGACAAUCCCCGAGAUCAAGGACAUGGUGAAGUCAUGGGGCGAGACGGCCUAUCUGUGCUACAAGGCCGGGUUUGACGGAGUGCAGGUGCACUGUGCCCAUGGCUACCUGCUCGCACAGUUCCUGAGCCCAACCACAAACAAGCGCACCGACGAAUAUGGUGGCGACCUCAAUAACAGGUCUCGAAUUGUGUUCGAGAUCAUCGAAGAGAUCCAUCGCCGCGUGCCAGACCCGCCGUUCAUCAUCUGCGUCAAAUUAAACUCGGUUGAGUUCCAAGACAAAGGCACGACACCCGAGGAUGCGCGAGAUUUGUGUCUCAAGCUCGAAGAAGCGAGAGUCGACUUCGUCGAUCUGUCAGGCGGCACGUUCGAGGCCAGGGCCUUUGAGCACAAGAAACAAAGCACAGUUGCACGGGAGGCGUACUUCAUCGAAUUCGCCGAGUUGAUUCGACCACUCCUCAAAAAGACAAAGGUCUAUGUCACAGGCGGGUUCAGGACUUCAGCAGGAAUGGUGACGGCCGUUGCAGGCGGAGCAUGCGACGGGGUCGGCAUCGGAAGACCCCUGGCUGCGGAGCCGUACUUGGUCAAAGAACUGCUAGAAGGCAAGGUCAACGGUGCGAUCGAGAAUUACGUACCCUUGCCGCUGAAUACCCAGUCAAGUGGCACUCAGUUGCAUCAGAUCGGCCAUGGGGACACCAUGGUCAGUGACUGGAGUGUUGAAAGCGAGGUCAAGAGGUGGAUUGAAGCGAACGAAAAAGAGACGGCGCGGAAGAUGAGUAUCCUGCCCAAGGUGGACAGUUCGGGAUACCCACCUCUGAAAGCCGAAGCUGGAUUUGCCUACCUGCAGCAAGUGUGAGCCGGACACACCGUCAUAAAGGUGCAUACUGCAGAAACAUAGAACAUAGAACGAGGUGAAUGAGGUGGGUAGACAGAUCAUCCGUUUCGACUCGGAAAUGCUGGGGGAAUUUCGUG